Molecule: messenger RNA, 1851 nt
Organism: Capsicum annuum
Lineage: Eukaryota; Viridiplantae; Streptophyta; Magnoliopsida; Solanales; Solanaceae
Product: IgA receptor
Exons: 9
Coding region: 391-1689 (432 amino acids)
Source: RefSeq, a predicted model, not a curated record
UUUUACUUUCCCCUUCCAUUUCUUUUUGACAUCUUCACAGUAUACCUAGCAAAAUAUUAAAAAAAUAUCUUCAAAAGAAUUCUCUUCUCCAAUCCUGCUGUUUCCGAAAAAAAAAAAAAGAUUUUUGUUGUCAAUCUUUCAAGCACCUGCUAUCAGUCCGUGCCGUGGUAGUUGUUGUUCUUGCAUGUGUUCAGCCAUCUCGACUUUGGUAUUGUUGCUUGUCAAAAAUUUGUCACGUGGACUAUUUUUAGAUUAACUUUAUUCCAUAUUUGUUAUGAGCUCAUAUUGGAAAAGAUAGCUAGUAGGAGGUUUUUCUUUGAUGAUUUUAUUCAAAGGCUAUCACACUUCGCAUUUUGCUGAUUGACAUACCAAAGAGAAGGUUACCUGGAAAUGGAGAUCAUAACAGCGUCUCAAAAUUCAAAUACCCACAAGGAGAAUGAAUCGCUAUCAAGUAAAAUGGCCGAGCUUGAGAAGGAGAAAGAAGCUGCAUUGAGCAAGAUAAGUCAGCUUGAGAGGGAAGGAGAAUCUGCACUUAGUAAGAUAGUUGCAGUAAAGAAGAAAAAACAAGCUGCAUUGUUUAAGAUAUACGAACUUGAGAAAGAGAAAGAACGUACAGUGAAUAAGGUGGCUUUGCUUGAGAGAGAGGGAAAAGCUGCAUUCAGUAAGAUAGCUGUCCUUGAGACGGAGAAACAAGCUGCAUCAAGUAAGAUAGAGGAGCUCGAAAAGGAGAAAGAAGAUGCGGCCAGGAAGAUAGGUUUGCUUGAGAAGGAGCUAGAAGCUAAGGAAGAGAAAUUUGGAUUGUACACAAAUGCUCAACUUCAAAAGGAGGUGGAGCUAAGAACCAAGUUUGAGGUAUUCAAAAGGCAUACAAAUGCUGAGCGUGAGAUAGAGAAAGAUGCUGCAAUGAGUAAGAUAGCUAUGCUUGAGACGGAGCUCGAAAUUAAGGAAGUUAGAGCAUAUAAGCAAGCUAUAAGAGCUUUAAGGGAGAUCCAAGUUGAAGAUAAAGAACCCAGGGAAAAGAUGAAAGAGUUGACCAUAACUAUGCAAAAACUCACUGAGGAAAGAAACUAUUGGGAAACUUUAGCUAAGGGCAAAGAAAGCGAGACUGCUGAGCUAGUAGAAGCUCGAAAAGAGAUAAUCAGAGUUCUUUCUGACCAUUACUCACCUAUACCGGGCAAAAUCAUGACUUACAAGCUUUGGAAUAGCAAGGAAGACAGGAAAGCUACUCUAUCAGAAGCCAUUUGUUUAAUGGGGGAAAAACUGAAGGAGGCAAAGAUCAAAGAUACAGGAUUUGUCAAGGUGGAUCAAUUGAAGCCAGGAACAAAGGACAUCAAUCUAAUUGUCAAGGUCCUAAACACUAACGUGGUGGUUGACAAGAACCAAAACAACAGGAAAAGUUCCGGCCGCCACACAUGUUCUCAACCGCGAAUCACACGCGUAGCUGAGAGCCUUGUUGGAGAUGAAACAGGAAGUAUCACAUUCACUGCUCGUAAUGAACAAGUUGACUUGAUGGAGCCUGGUAGCAUCCUCCUCCUUUAUGGUGCAGAAAUCCAAAUGUAUCGAGGUUCCAUGAGGUUAGCUGUAGAGCGUAGUGUACAAAUCAUAAUCGCAGAACCUGUGGAAUUUGUUGUAUGUGAGGAUAACAAUAUGUCUUUAACUGAGUAUGAGUUAGUAGAUGUUGAAGAUUGAGAAAGAGUUCCACCUUAGACCUACAGGAGGAUGGCUCUACCUUAAGAAUACCUUGGUGUAUGUUAUUGGAUUUUCUUGGCACAGAGCUCACUGUAUCAGCUGAUUGCCGACAAGGCUAUUAGCCUGUAGUGCUUCAAUGAUAAAGCUUCGAAUUUUGCAUGC